Paecilomyces variotii is the source of this 1196-nucleotide messenger RNA. Its product is annotated as Caleosin related protein-domain-containing protein. The coding region runs from base 58 to 888 and encodes 276 amino acids. NCBI's taxonomy places the organism in Eukaryota, Fungi, Ascomycota, Eurotiomycetes, Eurotiales, Thermoascaceae. Gene Ontology annotation, molecular function: monooxygenase activity; calcium ion binding. The record is from RefSeq and is a predicted model, not a curated record. The transcript has 5 exons.
GAAACUCUCUAGCUGAUAUUCUCUCCAAACAGAAAGACUUUAUUAGACUUUGAGACUAUGGAAAAGUCCACUAUGCUAGACUUUGCGGUUUGCGUUCCCAAUAGUUCUGUGACACAAAAGCGCCUCCCUGCCAUUUACGUUGAGAAUGAUGCUAGACGUCGGAACUUGCAAGACACUGCUGAAAUCGAGGCAUUCAAUACGCUACCCAAAGUUGCACGGGAUAGCUCAUUUCAACGUUAUUUGGCGUUUUUCGAUCGAGAUGAUGAUAGUCGUGUCUCACUGUUCGAUAGCUUCGUGGCCUUUCAUGAUCUCGGUUUUAACACUCUUUUCUCUUUUUUGAUUGCAACUUCGAUGCACAUGGCUAUGUCAUUACCGACUAGUCUGGCCACGCGAGGCCGAAUUGAUCCAUUUCUGGCCAUAUAUUUCGGGACGGUCGUAAAAGCCUUGCUGCUCCAACUUUGGGGGCAUACCUUGUUCGAUGCCGAAGGUCGAUUCCAAGAAGAGGUCUUUGAGAGGCUAUUCUCCAAGAGUAGCAAAGAAGAGCCAGACUAUCUCACGUUGAGCGAGGCCUAUGACUUUGUUAAACGGCGGAGAGAGCCUUCGAGUCCUAUAGGUUGGAUCCUGGUCAUUGCUGAAUGGCAUGUCAUAUGCCUUCGGCAACGGAAUAGGUUACUGAGCCGCACCGGUUUGCGUCAGAUAUAUGAUGGAUCCGUGCUCUGGGAACUUCGGAAGCAACAAAGAUCUCAUCACAGAUAUUGGCCCGAUUACCAUGCUAUUUCGCAUCCUAUAGAGGACCUUACGAACCCUGCCUAUUGGCCGCCCGUGAGUUCAAGCUUUUGUAUCGGUAUACAAUGCUAUACUAUUUUCGAGUUAUUAACGCUUGCCUAGGCGCUUCAGUCUGCGAUGGACAAGACUCUCGCUUACAUUAUACUUGCUCUUUUUGCAGCCUCGUUCGCCGUUCCGUUAUUUGCAUAUACCUGUAUUGCUGGAGACCCCGGAAAAGAGUUAAAGACCAUACUUGCGGUCAUGACAUCUAGUUUCUGUCUUACAUCCUGGAGAUUUGGUAACUAUCUGCAGGCGGAGAGACAACGACUACGUUCUUAGGUUUCCGUAGGCACUCUUCCAUUCUUUCUGGCAUCUAGAAGCUAUAACCUUUUGUAAAUAAGCAUCAGACAAGACCCAAUAUGAAUGCAGGC